Molecule: messenger RNA, 5144 nt
Organism: Cladocopium goreaui
Lineage: Eukaryota; Dinophyceae; Suessiales; Symbiodiniaceae
Source: the annotation of a GenBank genome assembly
AUGCAGUGGCUCCUCGCAACGAUUUUCGUCAUUCUUUCUCCUGCUGAGCUGCGUGUCUCGAAGCAGAGCACGACUGGACAGCAGAGUAGCCACCCAGUGCCCCAACCAGCAGCUGAAACGGGUGCCAGACAUCUGCAGGACUGUGAGGUGAUUGGCUGGGCCGAACUCUGUGAACGAAAGAAGUUGACGGCCGGGUCGUGCUUUCAACUUCAGCCCACCGCGGCAGCUCCACUCUGCGAGCUGCAAGGGCCCCACGGGCGCCACGGGGCGCCUGCGCACCUGCGGGCAGCUGCAGCGGGAAUUCUGACCUUGACAUCCGGGGAGCUACACAUCAGCGGGCAAAUUCAGAUGACUUCGCUCCGCCUGGCAGCCAAGACUGUGAACUUUGCAGAUGCUCACGUGGAAGCGUGGCAUGAAGUUCCAUCCGACCCAAACUCCACCGCAUCUGGUGGCGCCUUUUUCAGCGAGGGGUCAUUCACUUUGACCAGAUCCCGCCUGACAGUGAGAGAUGUUCGGGCUACAACUAUGGAUGGUGGUGGCUUCGCAGCGGACGGAGACCUGAAUGUGUGCCAAGACUCUGAAGUCGUGAUCGAGAGCGUUUCAGCAAAGUCUGGUGCUGGCUUCCUUGCCAUGGGAAAUGUCUACAUUUCGGACGACUCAAUGAUCUUUAUUCAGAAUGCCAGAUCCACCAAAAGCGGAGGUGGCUUCUCAACCAAAAAACGCCUGCGAGUGUCCAACAGCUCAGUUGUGAGCCUUGAGAACGUGACCGCCGGAAGUCAUGGAGGAGCUUUCACUGCCCUUGGAGAUGUUGAGAUAGCUGGCCACUCGACAGUCAACAUGUCCAACAGUCACGCUGAAACAGGACAUGGUGGAGGUUUUGGCACUGAAAAGGGCUUGAAGGUGUCCAACGGCUCAAGACUCAUCAUUCGAAAUGCGACAGCUGGAAAUUCUGGAGGAGGCUUCUAUGCCAAAGGGAGGGCUUUGAUCAGCAGGUCCACAGUCAGCAUCCAAAAUGCCACGGCCCAGCAGCAUGGUGGAGGGUUUGGUGCAUCUGAUGAGGUUGUCAUUGAAGAGAUGUCAAGCGUCAGCAUUUACAGUUCAAGAUCGGAAAAAGCUGGCGGAGGCUUCCAUACGUCCAGACGCUUGCAGGUGACCAACAGCUCAGUUGUCAGCCUUCAGAAUGUGACCGCUGGAAGUCAUGGAGGAGGCUUCAUUGCUUUUGGAGAGGUUGAGAUAGCUGGCCACUCGACGGUCAACAUUUCCAACGGUCACGCUGAAUCAGGAGAUGGAGGAGGUUUUCGCAUUGGAAAGGGCUUGAAGGUGUCCACCGGCUCAAGACUCAUCAUUCGGAAUGCGACAGCUGGAAAAUAUGGAGGAGGAUUCUAUGCCAAGGGGAGGGCUUUGAUCAGCAGGUCCACAGUCACCAUUCAAAAUGCCACGGUGCAGCAGUCUGGUGGAGGGUUUUAUGCAUCUGAUGAGGUUGUCAUUGAAGAGAUGUCAAGUGUCAGCAUUUACAGUUCAAGAUCGAGAUGGGGAGGAGGCUUCUUUACGGACAGGCGCUUGCAGGUGACCAACACCUCAGUUGUGAGCCUUCAGAACGUGGCCACACAAAAAAAUGGAGGAGGUUUCAAUGCCCUUGGAGAGGUUGAGAUAGCUGGCCACUCGACGGUCAACAUUUCCAACAGUCAAGCUGAAACAGGAAGGGGUGGAGGUUUUCGCUCUGAAAAGGGCUUGAAGCUGUUGACGGGCUCAAGAAUCAUCAUUCGGAAUGCGACAGCUGGAAAAUAUGGAGGAGGAUUCUAUGCCAAGGGGAGGGCUUUGAUCAGCAGGUCCACAGUCGCCAUUCAAAAUGCCACGGUGCAGCAGUCUGGUGGAGGGUUUUAUGCAUCUGAUGAGGUUGUCAUCGAUGAGAUGACAAGCGUCAGCAUUUCCAGUUCAAGAUCGGAAAAAGCUGGCGGAGGCUUCCAUACGGACGGACGCUUGCAGGUGACCAACAGCUCAGUUGUCAGCCUUCAGAAUGUGACCGCUGGAAGUCAUGGAGGAGGUUUCAAUGCCCUUGGAGAGGUUGAGAUAGCUGGCCACUCGACGGUCAACAUUUCCAACGGUCACGCUGAAACAGGAGAUGGAGGAGGUUUUGACACUGAAAAGGGGUUGAAGCUGUUGACGGGCUCAACGCUCGCAAUUCGGAACGCGACUGCUGGAAAUCUUGGAGGAGGAUUCUACAACAAGGGCAAGACCUUGAUCAGCAGGUCCACAGUCACCAUUCAAAAUGCCACGGCCCAGCAGCAUGGUGGAGGGUUUUGUGCUUCUGAUGAGGUUGUCAUCGAUGAGAUGACAAGCGUCAGCAUUUCCAGUUCAAGAUCGGAAAAAGCUGGCGGAGGAGGCUUCCAUACGGACGGACGCUUGCAGGUGACCAACAGCUCAGUUGUCAGCCUUCAGAAUGUGACCGCUGGAAGUCAUGGAGGUUUUGACACUGAAAAGGGCUUGAAGGUGUCCAACGGCUCAAGACUCAUCAUUCGGAAUGCGACUGCUGGAACUUCAGGAGGAGGAUUCUAUACCAAAGGCAAGACCUUGAUCAGCAGGUCCACCGUCAGCAUUCAAAAUGCCACGGCCCGGCAGCUUGGUGGAGGGUUCAGUGCUGAAGGAGUCACAGUUAUCCAGGAUUCUACCGUGGCCAUGUUCAGCACGGAUGCCGGGGCACAUGGUGGUGCUUUUUCUGUGUUUGGUUUGACUUUGCACAGAAGUCAAUUGUCGGCCAGCCACUCCACAGCGCUCGGAUCGGGUUUCGGAGGUCGUGUAGAUGGUCAAGUGCUUCUUUCAUCUGAAUCCAACUUGGUGGUGAAGGAUGCCCAAGGUCUCGACAAUUCCAGCGUGCUGGCAGCAGGUUGCCUCCACCUGCAUGAUCGGUCACACAUUCUCUUUGAAGAUGCCCUUGGUGGCCAUGGGGUGGAGCUGCAAAAUAGUGGAUGCUCUGACGUUUGCUUAAACAGUACGUUCUAUGUCGAAGCGGAUGCAGCCCUCAACGCCAGUGGUCGCUUGAGCUCCGGUUUUCUCUCCCUUGCGUCCUGCCCGAAGGAGAAGGUACGUCUGUCAGGCAUCCACCUGCACUCCUGGUCCAGCGCGUUGCUCAGCACCCGGCCCAGUUCUGUGGUGGUCGACCAAGUGACUAUCGACUACGAGCCACCCAUCGACAAUUUGCGGGUCCUGGCUGCCAAGGAUGGCUUUGAGAUCGACUCUUUGACGGUUUCCUGCUGGAACUGCCCAUGGGGCGUGACUUUCAACGCUACGAAGGACAGAAGUCUGAAAGCCGUGAGCUCUGAAUAUCUCAAAUGCUCCAAGACCGUCACAGCGUCCAAAGGCCUGACGCAACGUUGCAAGUGUUCCAACUACCAGAUUGUAACCGAGCACUUCCGCGGUGUAGAUAUGGUGCCCUUGGAAAGCAGUUCCCAGACGUGCAUGUUCUGCAAACCUCACUUCCAUGUUCAGAAUGGCGAUUGCCGGAAGUGUGGAAUCUUCAAUGCUUGGUCUGAUGGAAAGAAGGAUGUUUGUCACGUUCUGCCACGCCAGAGCUCAGCAGAGUUGUUCGCACUUUUGGCAGGUGCAGCUGUCGUGGUCAUUUUAACCUUCCUUGCUUUUGAGAUUUUGCAUGCUCCUUUGAUGAUCGUGGAUGCGAAAUCAUAUUUGGACCCAAGGCAAGCUGAAAGCAAAACAAUUUUCACAUUUUCCGUGCAGGGGCCGAUUGUUGAUCUUCCCAAAAGCCUGUCUCGAUUGGUGAACCGAAGGGUGCGUUUUCGGGCAAGGGGAACAGGAUUGAUAUGGCUAGACUAUGACCAGAAGAGGUCCAACACAAUCAAAGUUCGCAGUAUUGCACGCAGAAAGCUUUUGCUGCAAGACACGAGUCCCCCGUUUUCUUGCGCUACGUGCAAGGGUUCUUUGCACGCUGCUGAUUUUUUUUAUCUGCUCGGCAUGCUGACUGUGUGCAUAUUGUUUGUCGCAAUGCUGCCUGUAAUCAUCAAAGCAGCAGUCAUAUCCGGAAACGGUGUGGGACAUGUCUUCGUUACUGCAAUUUAUGUGUCUCUUCCUCUGGUUGCUGUUGCUGCGCUGCUGCACUUCCCAAUCGCGUGGCUGAUCCAACGGCUAUAUCGUAGAACGUCAUUUUCGGAGGCUUUGGAUGAGUACAGGAAGCAGAUCAACUGCAAGCCAUUUCCAGGGCCUGAUGGAACCCAUCCCCGCAACCAGGGCUUGCAGGUUCUGACUUUGCGGGGCUUGUGGAUGCACUUCGAGAGCUUUAUUCUCGAGCGCAAUAUGCACUUUGUGGUUGCCAACAUAGUGAGGCCCCUAACGCAAAGCAAAAGAGUUUCCUUUGUAAGUCUUUGGGGUGGCAGGCAGGUGGAUUACUUUGUGUCCCAUUCCUGGGGCACCAGCUUUCCGCACUUCGUGCAUUCCAUCCAAUGCCAUGCGUUGUCCAAAGAGGGCCCCACUUCUUGGAUUGAUGCAGCAUAUUGGAUAUGUUCGUUUGCGAACAACCAGUGGAGAAUUGAAGCCGAACUGGGAAGUGAUCCCAUGGAGAGCGCCUUUGCACUCGCCUUGACAGCGGGAAUCAAGGGAGUCGCGAUGGUCAUGGACCAGGAAGCGCAGCCUCUCACAAGAGUUUGGUGUCUGUUCGAAUUUUUCCUGUCCAGCCGUCAGCACUUGGACCUGGUCUUCGUCACCAAUGUUGGCGUGGUGGGUGAUGAUGGUUGCAGCUCCUUUGACGUUGCGUUGGAGAUGGGCAAGAAGAUAGAGUCGUUGCAGGUUCAAACGUGUGAGGCAUCUUCGGAGGAAGAUAAGAAAGACAUCUUUCAGUACAUCAUCUCGGAGUUGGGAAGCCUUGAGCGAAUGGACGAGCAAAUCCGAGCACUCAUGGCUGAAAUGCUGAUGCGAAAUUUGGCCAACGUGGAAAAGGCAACUGGAAGUCUUGUGGACCGUCUCGGCCAGGGCAGCGCAACAGUCGCAACAGUGUAUGAAGAGCGGUUUUAAUCAUAUAUUUUCCAUUUAGACAGUCUUGUACAUGUUGUGACUUCUUGAGCACGCACAAGGCCGUGACUCGUCAGAGCUGACCCACAGCUGGCAGCGAAUGAGUUUUGGCAUCUCACAGCAUGUCG